AUGGAAUACCCCGUUACACCUAAAGAGAAAGGGAGCGAUCAUUGGGCAUCGUCCAGAGCUCAGGUGGAGAAUUUGGGAUCACUUGAUGUUGGAACAAGGAACUCGAUUUCAGAGGAUAUGUUUAAUAACAUUUCUGAGCUUAUGAAUUUUGAUACUUAUGCUGGAUGGUGCAGUCCAGCAGCAAUGGAUCAGAUUUCAGCCUCUUUUGGCGUGCCAUCAUGUCCAUCAGUGACCUAUGCGCCUUUGGACGCCUUGAACUUUGCAGAACAGAAUGGUGAGGCAUUGCCUGGGACCGAAGGUGGCGAAACUUUUAAUGUGGGGGGAAGUUCUUUCAGUUGUGAAGACAAAAUUGUGUUCCAGCAAAUGGACAACCCCCAAUUCGGGGUUUCAACUGAUUCCCACGAUGCUAAUGACUUGGCUGCCAAGCUAAAUAAUGGUUCUUUUCAACAGAAUAAUGUCAUGGAUGUGGGGAAAUAUAUGAUCUCUAGGCCACCUGGAUUGUCACUUAAUGAGAAAAUGCUUAAGGCACUGUCGUUGUUUAAAGAGUCUUCUGGUGGGGGUAUUUUGGCGCAAUUAUGGGUUCCUGUGAAGUAUGGUGAUCACUACUUGUUAAGCACUUGUGAGCAACCCUAUUUGCUUGACCAUAUUCUUGCAGGGUAUCGUGAAGUGUCAAGGACGUUUACAUUCCCUGCAGAAGAAAAACAGGGUUCUAUCCUGGGCCUUCCUGGGCGUGUAUUUGUCUCCAAAGUUCCAGAGUGGACUUCAAAUGUUAGUUAUUACAAUAAGGCUGAGUACCUGCGGGUGGAUCAUGCAGUUAAUCAUCAAGUCCGUGGAUCAAUUGCCUUACCAGUUUUCAAUUUUGACUCUGAAAUGUCAUGCUGUGCUGUGUUGGAGCUUGUCAGUACAAAAGAGAAACCCAAUUUUGAUACAGAGAUGGAAAUAGUUUGCAAUGCACUACAGGCUGUGAAUUUGAGGACCACGUUGCCUCCUCGACUUCAUCCCCAGUGCCUCUCAAUGAACCAAAGAGCUGCUUUAACUGAAAUAACUGAUGUCUUACGAGCUGUUUGCCAUGCACACAUAUUGCCAUUGGCUCUAACCUGGAUUCCUUGUUGCUACUCUGAGGGUGAUGGUGAUGAAAUUAGAAGAGUACGUGUCAGAGGGGGUAUUACAAAUUCAAAUGAGAAAUCCAUUCUAUGCAUUGACGAAACAGCGUGUUAUGUAAAUGAUAGAACGAUGCAAGGCUUUGUGCAUGCAUGUGUAGAACAUCAUCUUGAGGAAGGGGAAGGAAUUGCUGGGAAAGCACUUAAAUCAAAUCAUCCCUUCUUCCUUCAUGAUGUUAAGGUGUAUGAUAUUUAUGAAUAUCCACUUGUUCAUCAUGCACGCAAGUAUGGUUUGAAUGCCGCUGUUGCAAUCAGGCUAAGGAGCACCUACACUGGUGAUGAUGACUAUAUAUUAGAGUUUUUUCUCCCUGUCAAUGUGAAGGGGAGCUCAGAACAGCAACUUUUGUUAAACAACCUUUCAGGUACCAUGCAGAAAAUGUGUAAGAGUUUAAGGACAGUUUCAGAUGCAGAAUUAGCCGGGGUACAAGGCUCCAACACUGGGUUUCAGAAAGGGCCGAUCCCCAAUAGCCCACAACAGAGAAAUUCUCAGACAGCAUCAUCAGAUAGUGAAUUGAAUUCAAUUGAGAAUAUGCCCUCUGAUGUAUUUAAUAGAAGAAAUGUGGGAAUCGAAGCAGAGAAUCCUCGUGAACAGGCACCUGGAUCAAGAAGGCAGAUGGAGAAAAAGCGAAGUACAGCGGAGAAAAAUGUGAGCUUGAGUGUUCUACAGCAAUACUUCUCUGGGAGUCUCAAGGAUGCUGCUAAGAGCAUUGGGGUCUGCCCCACUACGCUAAAGAGGAUCUGCAGACAACAUGGGAUCUCUAGAUGGCCAUCUCGUAAAAUAAAUAAGGUCAACCGUUCAUUGAAGAAAAUACAAACUGUGCUUGAUUCUGUUCAGGGGGUUGAGGGAGGAUUGAAGUAUGACCCAACUACUGGUGGGUUUGUGGCAACAGGGUCCAUCAUCCAAGACUUUGAUGCUCAGAAAAGUCGUUUAUUCCCUGAGAAGAGCCUGCCUGUUCAAAAUUCUGAGCUAGUUACCCAAGAUCCAGUUCCAGUACCUUCAGUGUCUUGCAAUAAUGGUGAGAGUUUGGCAAUUAAGUUGGAAGAGGAUGGGUGUUGUAUUCCAACUUCUCACGAGGAAGGGGUAAAGAAACAGAAUAUCCCUCUUAUGCCUCAAAGGGACUCCAAGCCAAUUGCAAUAGAAGGAAAUAAAUGGGGUCACAGCAAGAACAGUCUAAAAUUAGAGAAUUCUGACUGUCACUUUGUGUCUCAAAGCUCAAGCUCCUUGGCUGCUGCAGAUGAUAUGGACACGGGAGUCGACGGGGAUGAUGGGAUUGUUGAAUAUAACCAGCAUACUUCUUCGAGCAUGACGGAUUCAACGAAUUGCUCUGGUUCAACUCUGCGCUCAUCAAGUUCUCAGAGCUUUGAGGAGCAAAAGCAACCAAACAUGAACGCAAGCAGUGUUGAGAAUGGGUCAAAAAUAACUGUGAAAGCUACUUAUAAAGAAGAUACGAUCAGGUUCAAGUUUGACCCUUCUGUUGGGUGCUUUCAACUGUAUGAAGAGGUUGCAAAGAGGCUGAAGUUGCAAAAUGGGACAUUCCAGCUCAAGUAUUUGGACGAUGAAGAGGAAUGGGUGAUGCUAGUGAGCGAUGCAGAUUUGCGGGAGUGCCUUGAAAUAUUGGAUGACAUUGGGACACGUAGUGUGAAGUUCAUGGUCCGUGAUACACCUUUUGGUGUCGGUAGUUCUGGCAGUAGCAAUUGUUUCUUGGCAGGGGGCUUAUAA
Messenger RNA from Prunus armeniaca (apricot), 2880 nucleotides. The record is from the annotation of a GenBank genome assembly. NCBI's taxonomy places the organism in Eukaryota, Viridiplantae, Streptophyta, Magnoliopsida, Rosales, Rosaceae.